AUGAAUAUAAAUAAUGAUAAUAAAGGACAAUAUCAAGCUGUUAAUGUAAAUAAUGAUAUAAAUGAUUGGUCAUCAACUGAUGAAUUUCGUUUCGUUAAUAAAGAUGGUCAUAUUAAUGUUAAUUAUUUAUCUUUUGGACGUAUAAAAAAUAUGCAUUCAAAUAUGAUUUUAUAUAUCAUGCAAGCUGAAUGGUGGUUAGUAUUAUCAUUUGUUUUAUUUGGUUUUAUAUCAAGUUGGUUUAUAUUUGCAUUUCUUUAUUUUCUUAUAUCAAUUGAACAUGGAGAUUUUGUGUUAACAGAAGAAGAAGAGGCUUUAUUAGGAAAUUUAACGAAUUAUACUUAUGGAACAUCAUCGAUUGAAAAAGAAACAUGUGUUAAAGAUGUACACAAUUUUUUAAGUGCACUUCUUUUUUCUAUUGAAACUCAACAUACAAUUGGCUAUGGUUCACGAUAUAUAACAACAGAAUGUAUGGGAGGAAUUCUUGUACUGACACUUCAAUCAUCAUUGGGAUAUUUAUUACAAGUUAUUGUAACACAAAUUGUUUUUAGUAAACUAUCCAGACCAACAGAAAAAUCUCAAUUCGUUGUCUUCAGUGAUAAAGCACUUAUUCUUCCAAGAGAUAACCAACUGACGUUCACAUUUCGAAUAGGAAAUUUAUCACUUUCACAAUUAAUAUCUGCUAGUGUUCGUUUAUUAAUGAUUCGUCAACGACGAACACUUGAAGGUGAAAUAAUUCCUCAUCAAAUUUAUGAUAUGGAAUUAACACAUCUUCGUAAUGGUCGACUUUUUUUUCCUCGGCCCACUGUUGUUGAACAUAUUAUUGAUAGUCAGAGUCCACUAUAUGGUAUUCAAAGAUCUACAUUAGAAAAAGAACAUUUUGAAAUAAUUUCAAUUAUUGAAGGUGUUUUUGAUUAUACUGGAUUUUCAUGUCAUUUUCGUACAUCUUAUUUACCUAAGGAAAUUUUAUGGGGUUAUGAAUUUUCAUCUUGUGAUUCAACACUUGAAGGUUUUGAUUAUGAAAAAUUUAACAAAGUCCAAUUAACAUAUGGUCAACCAUUGUGGAAUUAUGAAGAUGAACAAAGUAGUGAUCGAACAAUACCGAAUACACCACGCAAUUCGCCUAGUCCGUGUUGUAAUCCUUGGAUUAGUACAAAUUCAAGCAAAGUACAGCAACAGUGUUCAAUCUCUAAUAAUAGGAUUAGUCAUAUGACAACGAUUGACUCAACUGAUACAGAAGAUGAAUAUGUAGAAACAUCCGCAGUAAAAUUUAGUCAUGUAUUUAUUGAAAAGUUUAAUUUUGAAUGA
This is a messenger RNA of Rotaria sp. Silwood1, 1305 nucleotides long. The record is from the annotation of a GenBank genome assembly. Lineage: Eukaryota; Metazoa; Rotifera; Eurotatoria; Philodinida; Philodinidae.